This is a messenger RNA of Clonostachys byssicola, 1359 nucleotides long. NCBI's taxonomy places the organism in Eukaryota, Fungi, Ascomycota, Sordariomycetes, Hypocreales, Bionectriaceae. The record is from the annotation of a GenBank genome assembly.
AUGUCACAAAAGCCUUUUCCUACCGAGACGUUCGUCGCCACGGUUGUCCAGCUGAUGGACACCAUUCAGCACAACGACGCCAACUAUACCCACGAUGAACGCGUCGGUCGACUCAGCUAUGCCUACAAGAAGGCCGCCAGCUACUUUGCCCAGCCGCACGUCCGGGAGAUGCUCCAAGUGAAGCCAAAGAGGCUCCAGGCUGCGCUUCAGACAAUCACGGGAAUGGUGGUGUACUGCUGGGUCAACGCCUCGCCCGAGCUCUGCGCCGCUCUAACCAUCCACUAUACAUACACGAUGAUCCUCGACGACAGCGAGGAUGACCCUUACUCCAGCAUGCGAGACUUCUUUGGCGACAUGGUCAACGGCAGACAGCAGAAGCACCCCUGGUGGAAGCUCGUGAAUGAUCACUUUCCAGACGUGCUGAAGCACUACGGUCCCUUUUGCUCGCUGAACAUAUACCGGAGCACCGUGGACUUUUUCGAGGGCUGCUGGAUCGAGCAGUAUGCCUUCAACGGCUACAAGGGGUCCUCCGACUACCCCGACUUCCUACGCCGCAUGAACGGCCUCGGCCACGCCGUAGGCGCCUCCAUUUGGCCCGCAGAAAUGUUCGACGAGCGCCAGCUCUUCCGCGAGAUCACCACAGCUAUCUGUAUGAUGGAGAACUGGAUGGUCUGGGUCAAUGACCUGAUUUCCUUCUACAAGGAGUUCGAUGACGAGCGUGACCAGACCAGCCUGGUCAACAAUUACUGCCACGUGGGGGGCUUGGCCAUCGACGAAGGCCUCCAGAAGUUAACCACGCAGACGCUGAGAGUGAGCGAGGAGCUUGUGGCCGUCUUCAAAGACAAGGACCCGAGACUGGUAGACACCAUGACCCGGUUCAUGCACGGCUACGUCACGUGGCACUUGUGCGACAAGCGGUACAGGAUCAGCGAGAUCCACAAGCAAAUCUGCAGCAGCGGCGACCCUGUCAAGCAGAGCUUCUGCCGGUACUUUGAUAACGCAAACAAGGUCGGACGAGUCGACGCGGCCGAAUGGGCCACCCCAAAAGUCGACGAUUUACUAUGGGCCAACGCCAUCGAGAACAUCCAACCCGCCCCGGAGCCAGCUCCUGCUCAGGGCGGUUCUGAUGAGAAGGUUGAGCCUGAGGGGCUGGAGGGGGCCGAAGCGCUCAAACCUACUCGGGAUGAUGGCUGUCAAGACACUGGGCCUAACAAGAUUGGAGGAGACAUUGCGACUGAAUGGGCCAAGUCGAUAAGACACCUCCAAGCACACCACCGGAUCUCCUCAAUGUGUAAAGCUCCGGCGCACGGAGCCCGUAACAAGGACGUCACUGGGAAACACGGUUGCGGUGUAGUUUAA